Messenger RNA from Trematomus bernacchii (emerald rockcod), 2383 nucleotides. Its product is annotated as platelet glycoprotein V-like. Gene Ontology annotation, molecular function: protein binding. Bases 121 to 1752 code for a protein of 543 amino acids. The record is from RefSeq and is a predicted model, not a curated record. The transcript has 2 exons. NCBI's taxonomy places the organism in Eukaryota, Metazoa, Chordata, Actinopteri, Perciformes, Nototheniidae.
CGGUUAUUUUGGUGGGUCGACCUUGAUCUUGACAGACAGGAUGCUCAGCUCUAUAAGACGGCCCUGCAGAGAGGAGCAGCACACAUCACAGCAACAUCAUCAUACUGUCAACAGGCAAUAAUGGAUUCUCUCUUCAGAGGCACCCUGUGGACCAUACUCAUCCUCUUCACACUGCCACACCUCGCCUGCAACAUGCUGUGCCCCGGCAGCUGCCUGUGUAACUUUAAAGGUGCCGUCAAGUGUGUUGGCGACGCCAUCACAGAUAUACCACAGAACCUGCCCGUCCACACGUACGCGCUGCAGCUUAAUGGCACCGGCAUGAACAUCAUCAAUGAGCAGAGCUUGGCUGACCAGGACCUGCUGUUGCGUUUCAGUCUGACAUACAGCCACUUACAUGCUAUCCAUCCCAAUGCCUUCCACGUUGCUCCACAGCUCAAGUCUGUCAAGCUGUCGUCCAACGAUCUCUCUACCAUCUCUGCUCGGGUCUUCAGUCCGUUGGCGACACUGGAGCAACUGUUUUUAGAUGGGAACCAGUUGGAGACCAUAGCUCCGGAUAUGUUUGAAGGACUGGUUACUUUGCUGCAACUGGACCUGAGCCGGAACAAACUGACCAGUCCUGCUUCAAAUGUUUUCGAUGGACUGACCAAACUCACCUUCCUGAACCUUGGCAGGAACUCCAUAAAUAAGCUUCCACCAACCAUCUUCCACUCCUUGACUAAUCUUCUCCAGCUCAUGAUCUAUAACAACGAGUUAGAGGAGCUAGAAGCUGGGAUUUUUGAUAAACUUGUCAACCUUGUGGAGCUAAAGAUCCACCAUAACCAGAUUACCAUCCUUCCCCCUCAGGUAUUUUGGUCACUGAAGAACCUUAAGACCCUCACCCUCUCCUCCAACCAACUUCAGGCUAUCCCAGAAAAGACCUUCUACAACAUGCCAAAGCUGACCAAGCUCACCAUUUACAACAACCCGCUAUUAUCUUUACCAGACCAGCUAAUGGGUCACAUGCCUGAUAUGACAGACUUCUAUCUGUUUGCUACUAAUCUCACCACUGUUCCUGGAAAUGUGUUCGCAAACAUGUCAGGACUUUUGAGGCUUAACUUCCAUUUAAACGACAAGCUGAGGGAGUUGCCUUCGGACCUCUUCUGCUGCCUUCCGAAGCUCGAGAAGCUGUCAUUGAAAUCCAACGACCUCCUUUAUCUACAUCCCCAGCUGUUCUCCGGACUAACCACACUUGGCAUACUGCUUCUCAAUGACAAUACGCUGAAGAGCCUACCAGAUAACAUCUUUCAGGGCCUUGGAGGGGUUUUGACAGUUGAUUUGAAGAAUAACCAUCUCGAGACUCUUUCAGGAGAUACUUUCUUGUCAAAUUCAGUUUUGAAGGCUCUUAAUCUGGGUGGCAACCCCUGGGACUGUACUUGUAGUAUUAGAGGUAUUGCAAAAUGGAUAAGAAAACAUGAGCAUGUUGUUCUUGACGGACAGGAUGUGAUAUGUCAUAGUCCUGUGUACCAACUGCUCCGUACCAUUGGCUCUCUGCAGGAUGAGGAAUUCAACUUUUGCGAUGCUAAGACACUCAAGUCAAGUUAUUUGUUCACCACACAAACACCAGUUGUUGCUUCACCACAAUGCCCACCACAAUGCCGACCACAAUGCCUACCACAAUGCCCACCACAAUGCCUACCACAAUGCCUACCACAAUGCCCACCACAACAGUCGAGGGCAGUGGACGCAGUCUAUGAAAAACCCUCUUGGGGAUAGGUUUUGUUGAUACUGUGUUAAGUUGAAAAGUUCAUGUGUAACCUUAAUAUAGUCUGACUUAGAGUAUGGGAAUCAAAAUAAUGUGACGAAUUAUAAGAUGAAGGGAUUUUUACAUAUCGAAGAAUUAGACUUGGAUGAUAUCGUUUUUUUAUAUAUACAAUUCAGUAUGUAAGCUAAUAUAAGGGAUGUUAACUUAUAAAUGUUACCACUCGUUUUUUUAAUAAUUGUAUACAAUUAUUUAGAUCUGUAAAGAUUGGUCAAGCAAUUCAUCAGGCAAAAAAAAAAGAAGCAAUUUAUAAUAUAAAAGCAAUUAUUUAAACAAUUAAAGAGUAGGUUUUAGUUAUUUCUCUAUGAGCUUGUCCAAACGUGUUUGGUGUUUCUUUUUGGUGUCUUAAAUGACAGUAAAUCAAAUACAGUAGCUAUGGCUUUUGUAUUGUUGAUCUAACAAAUCAAGCUAUUAAUAAACAUAACUUUUGAAGGUUGCCACAAGCAUUUUCUUUACCAUAUUUCUUGUUUUAGUUUAGUGGAACUAAAUGAAAGUCAAGCCUUUUCUUUGCAAUUCAUGUGUAUUCAUUGUUCAUGCUAAGGUCUGUAAUAAAUACUAACAUUAAAAAAUAUGUGUUAAGUCUUA